GUUUCAAAAUAAGGUUAAGUAUAAUGAGACGAAACAUUGGUACAGUCAUUCUGCUGGUUCUGUUGAUAACAUCAUUUGUCUUUUAUUACGUCGCUGUUUCUGUUCAAGAUGACCGCAGGUUGCAGAAGAUACGGGUUCAAAACUCACUUAAGGUACAAGUGAAAAGUGUGUUAAUGGAGGCACAGAAGCAAAUGGGAAAUAACUUCAUUGAGAAUAUGAGUAUGAUCCACACAGAAGAAGAACAAGAGGCGUACAUGCAAGGAUAUAAAUCCCAUGCAUUCAAUCAACUUGUCAGUGAUAGAAUUGGAAUCCAGCCUCGAACAAUACCGGAUACAAGACAACCAGAAUGCAUCGGUGUCAAUGAAGACAUGACGCAACACCAAGUGUCAAUCAUCAUAUGUUAUUAUGGGGAAGCAUUGUCAGUGUUAAUGCGAACCAUCAGCUCAAUAUUUAAGCGAACUCCGCCUUCAUUGUUGAAGGAAAUCAUUGUAGUUGACGACGGAUCAACCGAUAAAGAAACACUAACAGAAAUUGAAAGAUUGGUCGCCAAGUUUUACCUCGAGUCGAAACUACACGGGUUACGUUCGAAGAGUCAACUUGGUUUAAUACGAGCUCGUAUGUUCGGGGCACGAUAUGCUACAGGUGAUGUUCUAAUAUUCCUUGAUUCUCAUUGUGAGGUCAACAAUGGUUGGAUUGAACCUUUGUUGAAUGAAAUCGAUCGAAGUAACAGGACAUCGGUCGUGAGCCCGAUAGUUGACACCAUCAACCCCGAUACGUUCGAAUAUGAAGCCUCACAAUUAAUGAGGGGCGGAUUUAACUGGGGGUUGCAUUUUGCGUGGGAGGCGUUACCAAAGCCAUGGAAGGACCCCACCAUAGCUUACCCCACCCCUACAAUAUCGGGAGGAUUGUUCGCCGUAAACAGAGAUUUCUUCUUCUCGCUGGGGGGAUAUGAUGAAGGCAUGGAGGAAUGGGGAGCCGAGAAUCUCGAAUUAUCGUUCCGAACAUGGAUGUGUGGAGGAGAGAUGAUGAUCGCUCCUUGUUCAAGGGUUGGUCAUGUGUUUAGGAGAAGAAGACCGUAUGGUGGGGGGAAUAAUGCUGCGCUUACUAACUCCGUUCGCUUAGCAAAGGUUUGGCUCGACGGUUUCAUCAAACAUUUCUACUCUGUACGAGCGUACGCGAAGCAAUUGUCGCCCGAUAAUUUAUCUGAAAGAAUAAAGUUAAGAGAGAAGUUGAAUUGUAAAAGUUUUAAAUGGUAUCUAUCUGAGGUUUACCCUGAGCUUGGUAUUCCUGGUACUCGACCUUCAACCAUCAAAUAUGCUUACCCUGUGCAUGAGGUGACCACCAUUGCCCAUGGACAACUUCGGGUGUCGGACCUUAAUAUUUGUUUAAGGGGGGAUGAGAAGAAAGGCUCACCACUGGUGGCAGUAGAGUGCAAGAAAGAUGAACAAGACCUAAUAUGGAGUUUUAACGAUAAAGGUGAAAUAAAGUUUGGUAAGCGAAUGUGCCUGGAUGGCUCUGUGCUGCCUCGUGUGAUGAAAUGUGACGGAGGUCGAGGCUUACAAAGAUGGACCUUCAUAGGCCACAAGGUUGGUGGUAAAGUGGAAGGGAAACUUUAUAAUGUAGCCGUUGGUUUAUGUCUUUCAAUCAACCAAACCGGGAAAACAUUUGAAGCAGUUUUGAAAAUAUGCGACCAGCCAUCUGUGCAAACGUUUGUGUUCAGCAACUAAUAACUUCACUGUGCAAUCACCUACUUAUUGAUUUAUCAUGACUUUAUAUAUGGUUGAGGUCGUGGCACGUUAGGGUAUCUUGGAUUUAGACCACAGUUGGCCCAUUACCCAACCAUCCAGGGUGCUACAGCAUGGACUUUACCAUACAACACCAUACACAUGUUUUAAACAUUUUAUUCCAAGCAGCUUAACUAAUGCAACAUAUAGGUUAACUAUAGCAUAUGCACCUUUUAUUUCCCUUUAAACACAAAUUACAUAUUAAACAGCCUUUAAAUUUAACACAUAGUUUUGGAUAAAAGGCAAUUAUUUGACUGUGAACCCCAUGCAUUACCAAAACUAUUGUGAUUUUUUUUAUAACAAACAGUAUAGGCAACCCCCUUCCCACAUAGAGCACCAGGUUCAAACCCCGGUUCAGGUACAUUAAUAUAGAACUGUGGUCAGACUUAAACUUUAUAGAAUGUUAUUGCAUAUUAACUUUAACAUCAAGUGUAUUUACCUGAUAUGUAAUGAUAGACCUUGUGGCACCAGGUUCAAACCCCUGCCCUGGUACUUGUAUUGAAUUGCACUUUAGCUGUAAAGCAUGUACUACUAACCAGCUGUAGCCAAUGUUUUUCAACUUAGCUACACAACAGACAAAUUACUACACCAGCAUUAAUUGCACAUACUCUGUUAGUCGAUAAUAGAAACACAAAGCCUUUUUGCUUGAUGUGAAAUCAUUAUCGAUUGACAGGUUUAGACGUAAAACUCAAAACAAAGACAUGGGUAUUACAUUCUAACCCACAAAGAGCCUUGAAUAGGCUUAAUGGUGUGGCUGCUUUAUGGUUGAGAAACACUGGCUGUAUUGUAAAGCUGUAAUGUCCCAGGUUCAAGUCCAUGUCUUGUGGUUUACACCUCAUAAUAGGAUGGGUUUUAAUAACAAGAUAAUAACCAUGACUUUAGACCAGUGGUUCUUAAACUAUAAGGUUCACCCACUUAAUUGGCUUACAAGUGCUUUAAACAUUCGGUAAUCGGUUUAGCUAUUUUUAUAUUAAAGUAAUUUUUUUAUUUUAAAAUUGGGUUCUAGUUUUGUUGACAUAGUAAAUUUGGGUGUACCGGAAAGUUUAGGAACUCCUGGUCCAAUAAACAUAUGUAGCCUAUGCUUGCUUAGUUAAUUACUUGCCAUAAAAGCAAUCUUAUAUUUGUUAUAUGUUCCUAAUACUGUAUCACUAAUUACCCAUUGCUACUCAAGUGAUUUCAAUUGAAAGCAUUUAUAAUGUCAGAUAAUCGACCGAUAUGUUUUAACUUGAAAUUAAUACGUUACCUUUCAUAACUUGAUUAUAACUGUGCAGUUCUGAUUUCGCAAAUAUUUCACUGCAGUUUAUUUUGUUAUUCUUCAUUUUAGCAUCAUUUUUUUUCAAAAUUUUUUAAGUCUUAUUUUUGAACAUUUUUGUUAACUGUCAUAAAUGCUUAAAAUGGCAUCUAACAAAGUGCAACGGCAGGGCUGAAUUUGUAAGACCAGAGCUUCUGUAACUAUAAGUUAAUUCCAAAGUAAAUUAGUUUAUUGCAAAAAUAUUUGCAAAUACCGAACCAUUCCUUGAAACUUGUAAUAUUUAUUAAGCUUUUAAAACGUUGUUUUGGUUGAAAUCCAGUCCUGUCUGUUGCGAACGGAUUUUAUAUUCAAGUGAUUUUUAUCGUACACACAUUUUGUGCACAAGAUUUUAUUUUACAAACGUUGUAACAUUUAUCAAAAAUGCAAAUGAAGAUUUUUUGCAAAAUACUAAAAAUAUGAAAUAGCACCAACCAAAUACACAGUGGGAUCAUCAACACUUUUGCUGUUUAAACACAAUUCAGUGAAUUACUUUGAUAAACGACACCGAUAUAUUU
Molecule: messenger RNA, 3590 nt
Organism: Ciona intestinalis (vase tunicate)
Lineage: Eukaryota; Metazoa; Chordata; Ascidiacea; Phlebobranchia; Cionidae
Source: RefSeq, a predicted model, not a curated record